AUGAGAGAGGAGGUGGAGCCCCUGCCGCCUCCCGUUCAGGUCGGAGAGAUCACCGAAGAGGAAUUGAAGGCCUACGAUGGCACCGACCCGGAGAAGCCUCUGCUCAUGGCAAUCAAGGGUCAGAUCUAUGAUGUUUCGCAGAGCAGGUUGCUGAAUCGGUCAGCAAGGAAAAAAACUAAUAUUCUUGCAUCCAUUCAAAUUCAAAGUACAUAUAAAGGCAACAAGUUGAAGGCUACCGCUGCUCGAGUGGAUAAGGGGUUUUAUGGACCUGGUGGCCCUUAUGCUUUGUUUGCUGGAAAGGAUGCUAGUAGAGCUUUAGCAAAGUUGUCCUUUGAAGAGAAAGACCUGACGGGGGAUAUAUCUGGUCUUGGUCCAUUUGAGCUUGAUGCAUUACAGGAUUGGGAAUACAAGUUCAUGACCAAGUAUGUGAAGGUUGGAACGGUCAAGAAGACAGUACCUGUAACUGAAGGGUCAUCAACUGGCGAGCCUGCUGAGGGCACUGAUCAUAGCGUGGAGAAGCGUGCAGAAAAUGGCUCAGCCGAGAGUCAUGCAGAAAAUGGAACCACUGAAAAUGCUGAGAAAGAAUGA
Messenger RNA from Thlaspi arvense, 588 nucleotides. Lineage: Eukaryota; Viridiplantae; Streptophyta; Magnoliopsida; Brassicales; Brassicaceae. The record is from the annotation of a GenBank genome assembly.